This is a messenger RNA of Oppia nitens, 1047 nucleotides long. Its product is annotated as phosphotriesterase-related protein-like. Gene Ontology annotation, biological process: catabolic process. NCBI's taxonomy places the organism in Eukaryota, Metazoa, Arthropoda, Arachnida, Sarcoptiformes, Oppiidae. Gene Ontology annotation, molecular function: zinc ion binding; hydrolase activity, acting on ester bonds. The transcript is spliced from 4 exons. The record is from RefSeq and is a predicted model, not a curated record. Bases 4 to 1047 code for a protein of 347 amino acids.
AAAAUGUCAGAUUUGCCGAAAGGGAUGAUUCAAACAGUGUGCGGUCCCAUAGCACCCGACCAGCUAGGCUCAACCCUAUGUCACGAGCACCUGUAUCACGAGGCAACUCCCAGGCCGUUCAACCCGAGGCCAUCAAACUCCCCGCAUAGCAUACUAAACAACCAGCCGGUCAAACCUGACCUAUUAUGGUGGACAGCCUAUCAUCCCUACUCACACCGGGAUAACCUAAAUUUCCGUGACCGACCAGUGCUCGACACUAUUACCGAGGAAUUGAAAUUUCUAAAACAAAAUGGCGGCAAUUCAGUGGUCGAAGUAACAACUUUUGGUAAAAAUUUACAGGAAUUCAGACGUAUGUCCCACGAGUCGGGUGUAAAUAUUAUAGCCGGUGCCGGCUAUUAUGUAGAGUCGGCAAUGCCUGACCACAUCCGUGGCCUAAGUACUGAACAAUUAUAUGAUGAGAUACGCCGGGAUCUGUUAGCGGGCGAUAUCCGAUGCGGUGUUGUCGGCGAAUGUGCCAGCGAUUGGCCGAUCAGGCCGUUCGAGCGCCGGGUGCUCGAGGCUACCGCCCGUAUACAGUCGGAGCUCGGGGUGCCGGUUAUAUUGCAUCCGGGUAGGCAUGCGGAUGCACCCGACGAAAUUAUGCGGGUGUUUAUGGAGGCUGGAGGACUGGCCAGGAAGACAGUUAUGUCACAUUUGGAUCGUACACUAAAUGAUGAACAGCUCCUGGAGUUUGCUAACAUUGGAUGCUAUUUGGAGUUUGAUUUGUUUGGCAACGAGUGCUCCUAUUAUGAGUUGUCCGAUACGUUUGAUAUGCCUAAUGAUACGCAACGUAUCCGUCAAUUGAAACUAUUGAUCGAUGAAGGACUGGGUCAGAGGAUAACCAUUUCACACGAUAUACAUACCAGACAUAGACUUAUGAAAUACGGAGGACACGGCUAUUCGCACAUCCAUAUGAAUACCGUUCCCCGGAUGAGACUACGGGGCUAUACUGAACAACAUAUACAGGAUAUUCUCGUUAAUAAUCCCAGAGAUUGGCUAACAUUAUAG